Molecule: messenger RNA, 4822 nt
Organism: Heteronotia binoei (common prickly gecko)
Lineage: Eukaryota; Metazoa; Chordata; Lepidosauria; Squamata; Gekkonidae
Gene: DGKG
Product: diacylglycerol kinase gamma
Exons: 27
Coding region: 765-3497 (910 amino acids)
Biological process (GO): intracellular signal transduction; lipid phosphorylation; diacylglycerol metabolic process
Cellular component (GO): plasma membrane
Molecular function (GO): ATP-dependent diacylglycerol kinase activity; calcium ion binding
Source: RefSeq, a predicted model, not a curated record
UUCUCUUCCGUUGUUGCUGAGAGGACAGACUCCUGUGUUGUCUGAGGUAUCUAGGCAGAGCUGGAUGUGAACUUGUUUGGGGGGUUUUUUUACACGAAGAAAAUUCUGCAGCUAGGGAUUGAGAGCCACCUUAAGAGUAGUUGCCAGAGCUGUCAGUCUGAGUGGGGAAGCUAUCCGACCAACAGAGACAGCAGUUGCCAGCAAAGACAAGCUCCAUCCACAAAAUAUAGCCAGCAGCCUUGAGGAGCAGAGGAGACUCCUUCCGAGCACUCCUUGCCCCCUUCAGCAGCCUGUAUUUCCUGCCAGCCAAGAAGCCUGCCAGCUACACCUCCUGGAUUAUAAGGGCCAAGGCUACAGAUGGUAGGCUUGGGUAGUCAAAGCCACCUGCUCUGUUUAUUUUACUGCCUUCCCAAGUAAAAAAGAAAGAAAAAAGGAAUCAAAGGAAAAGAGAGAGGAGGGAGAAAAAGCAAGCUUCCAGCAACUUGAACGGUUUGAAGGCACGGAGAUCCCCCACUUGGAGUAUCUUCUGAUGGCACAUUUAAGUGCAGUGGUUAAAAGAACAGCUGUGAAGGAACUGGGGACAUCAGUCCUCAUGCUGAACAGGCUUUGAGUCCUUUGGCUGUGUACAUCUUAUGACAACAACAGUAGGCAUUUGCAGCCCUGAACUGAAGCGAUGACCGUUAAUAAAUCCUAGCUCCAGAGGUGCAGUUCCUCCAUGGACCUUCAUUAAAGGUGGAUGCAUUCUCCCAGAACUCACCUGAAAGAUGAGUGAUGGCACAUGGAUCACACUUAGUCCGGCAGAGUUUGCUCAGCUCCAACAGUAUUCUGACUAUUCCACAAAGAAAUUAAAAGAUGUUUUAGAAGAAUUCCAUGGGGAUGGAGUCCUCUCAAAAUACAACCCAGAACAGAAACAAGACACUCUGAAUCAACCUAUUGAUUAUGAGGGGUUCCAGCUCUUCAUGAGAACAUACUUGGAAGUGGACAUUCCAGAGGAGCUAUGCCAGCAUCUCUUUAUGUCCUUCAAGCGGAAAAUCUGCCAGAAUUCCCCAGAGAGCCAGCGGCAAAGUUCCAGCAUUCCCCAGCUGAAUACUCUUGAGAGCAAGACUAUUGAUACAGGCAUCUCUAUCCAGACUGAAGUUGCUUGCGCCCCUGUCACAGGGAUCAAUGGAAAAACUCUGCUAAGUUCCAUAGGAAGACACACUCCUGAAUCCAAAAGCCCCCAGGCAAAUCAAUCAGAGCAGCAACCAGCAUCUCUAAGUCCCACUCCAACUGCCAACAAUAAUACCCUAGCAAAUGCCUCGCCUAGCUGGUCCAGGUCAUCAUCACAGAAAUCCGCUGGCGGUACCCCCUCUGCUCACAACUCCUCAGGGUCCUCCAAGAUCUCCUCAGGCUCUCUGCUUAGCCCACAAUCCCCAGGCUCCAGAAGCCUGGAGAAGAAAUUACAAUUCAGCCUUCGAAAGAACAACAACUCUCUGAAAACUGCCAGUCUGCACUCGCCAGCCCCUCUGGCUCAGGUAGUCUACCUGAAGGACAUUGUCUGCUACCUGUCACUGCUGGAAAGGGGACGGGCUGAGGAUAAGCUGGAGUUUAUGUUUCGUCUCUAUGACACAGAUGGUAAUGGCCUCCUGGACAGUUCGGAGUUGGAUCGUAUCAUCAAUCAGAUGGUUCAUGUAGCAGAAUACCUGGAAUGGGACUCUACAGAACUAAGGCCGAUCCUGAAGGAGAUGAUGGAAGAAAUAGACUAUGAUCAUGAUGGGACUGUGACACUGGAAGAAUGGAUUCGAGGUGGCGUGACUACAAUCCCUUUGCUGGUCCUGCUGGGCAUGGAAACGAAUGUAAAGGACGAUGGUCAGCAUGCCUGGAGGCUGAAGCACUUCAAGAAGCCUGCCUACUGCAAUUUCUGUCGCACCAUGCUCCUGGGGGUCAGGAAGCAAGGCUUGUGCUGCUCCUUCUGUAAAUACACUGUCCAUGAAAGAUGUGUAUCCAAAGAGAUUGCCCCCUGUAUCAGCACCUAUGUGAAAUCCAAGAGAAAUACUAAUGUGAUGCAGCAUGCAUGGAUUGAGGGAAACUCCCCAGCCAAGUGUGAUCGGUGUCAUAAAAGCAUCAAGUGUUAUCAGGGCAUUACUGGACUACAUUGCAUAUGGUGCCAAAUCACACUUCACAACAAAUGUGCCUCUCAUAUGAAGCCAGAGUGUGAUGGUGGGCAGCUCAAGGACCACAUCUUAUUGCCUUCCCACAUCUGCCCUGUGGUUCUGGACAGGCAAUCCCACCCAAGAAGAUCAGACAGUGAAUCGCCAUCCAGCACCACCCCAGAUGAUAUAAACCAGACCUUCAGAUUCAACACUAUGACAGUGGAUGGACAUGGGCUGCAGAUUACCCCUAAGCCUGGAACACAUCCACUGCUGGUGUUUGUGAACCCUAAGAGUGGAGGGAGACAAGGGGAAAGGGUCCAUCGGAAAUUCCAUUAUCUACUCAACCCCAGACAAGUUUACAACCUGGACCGAGGGGGACCCAUUCCUGGAUUAAAUUUUUUCCGUGAUGUUCCAGACUUUCGGAUUUUGGCUUGUGGAGGGGAUGGGACUGUUGGAUGGAUCCUGGACUGCAUAGAUAAGAUAAACUUACCAAAGCACCCUGCUGUAGCUAUUCUGCCCCUCGGGACGGGAAAUGACCUUGCCCGCUGUCUCCGUUGGGGAGGAGGUUAUGAAGGAGGUAACUUAAUAAAAGUCCUGAGAGACAUUGAGCACAGUACAGAGGUAAUGCUCGACCGAUGGCAAAUUGAUGUGAUCCCCAAUGACAAAGAAGAAAAUGGCGACCCAGUCCCAUACAGCAUCAUCAACAAUUAUUUUUCCAUAGGAGUGGAUGCAUCCAUUGCACACAGAUUCCAUAUGAUGAGGGAAAAACAUCCUGAAAAAUUCAACAGCAGAAUGAAGAAUAAACUGUGGUAUUUUGAAUUUGGUACCACGGAGACCUUUGCUGCCACCUGUAAAAAGCUCCACGACUAUGUAGAGAUUGAGUGUGAUGGAACAGUUCUGGAUCUGAGUAGCACUUCUCUGGAGGGUAUUGCAGUCCUCAACAUUCCCAGCAUGUAUGGAGGCUCCAACCUCUGGGGGGAAACCAAGAAACAACGCAGCUAUAACCGGAUGAGCAAGAAAGUACCUGAAAAGUUACAGUCCUCAGUUGUUACAGAUGCCAAAGAGCUAAAGUUCUGUGUCCAAGACCUUAGUGAUCAGCUCCUGGAAGUUGUGGGGCUUGAAGGGGCUAUGGAGAUGGGACAGAUCUAUACUGGACUGAAAAGUGCUGGCAAGAGGCUGGCCCAGUGUUCCUCCGUCACCAUCAGAACAACAAAGCUGCUGCCUAUGCAAGUGGAUGGAGAGCCUUGGAUGCAGCCCCCUUGCACGAUUAAAAUUACACACAAAAGCCAAGUGCCGAUGUUGCUAGGCCCGCCCCAAAAGACCAGCUUCUUCUUCUUCAGGAGAAGAAACAGAACUCGAGAUUAAUCCAUAACCAAGCAAAGAAUACUCUUCUAAAAUGGCCAUUCUCUGAUCCAGUGGCAAACUCACAGGGGAAGCCUGUGGAAAAGAAACCUUCAUCCCUUCAGAUUUCCUGGCUUCUGUAUCUGCUUUGGAAACAUCAGUCUGGAGGCAGCAUUAUGAACUGUUAGUGGAAAAUAACAGGGUUGGCAUUCGGCAGUCAAACUGAAAUAGCGGUGUGGGUUUGUAUAUACAUGCACACAUAUCCACAUUUUCUAAAUAUCACUGGCAGGGAUAACACUAACAUUGGCGGUUCAGGAGGAAUUUUCCCCUUCACGAUGCCACAGUUCAAGGAGGGGAAAUGCUUAACUGCUCUGGUUGGGCUGUGGUGAAAGUUGGGCCUUUCGGGAGGAAAGCUGUUCUGGACAGCCAGGAAUUAUACAGCCCUGUCAGCAAGCAAACAAACAGACAUGGAAACAGCAUGUCUGACAUAGUGCUGCAGAUGGGAUUUGGGAUCUUUUCCAUUUAUUUGUACACUUUAGAACUCCAGAAGUUGCCGUUGAUCCAGCAAAUUAGAUGAGAAACCAAGCUUCGCUUAUUUAUUUUGCAAAGUUUUGUCGGGAGACAUUUGGCAUCUCGCUGCACUGCCCUUGUGGUCAUCACCAGGUCCUACACAUUAUUAGAAAUGUUAUUUAUUUUUACUUAGUUUAGAAAACACUGGGGAGACAAGAAGGGAAAGGAGGAGGUGUGUCAUGUUUUACAGCUCUUUCAAGAGCAAAGCCCUUUGCUAGCUUGGUUGUAACUUUUUUUUAAGUAGAAGCUGGUUAGGCGUUCCAUUUCAGAGGCACAUGGAUGUAGAAAGCUAUUAUUGCCAAGAGGAAACCAGAAAAAGUGAGUUAGAGAGUCAAAGGCUGGAGCCUUUUUUUGGAAGCAGCAAACAAACUCAGGGUAUUUAAAAUGUAUAAAUAACCAUGUGCAGUUUAGUAAAAAAGAUGACAAAAUUUGGAGAUCCUUUGAGCCUAGAUGUUAGACCUCUGUGUUAAUAUUUUUGUAUUUUUUUCCACAUGUGGAGGUUUAUUGGGGGAAGGGGUACUGAACACAUUCAGCUUAUGUGAAAUGUCUCUGUUUUCCUGGCAGCUUUUGUGAAGAGAGCUUUUCUGAACUGUCUUUUAUGGGAUUGAUUUAAUCCAGUGGCAAAUAAUGUUGGCUUGAGUGUUGGGUGCGUGACAAUAGUCUGAAUCUGGGAUACAACUUUAAUUCAGAAUCAACUGCAAUUUCUACAAUAGGCAUUUGACUGCUAUUAAAGGCCAGUGUGAUCUUGUGAUAAAAUUUAAGCAAUCUCAAAGGUCAAA